UUAUACUCCCGUUACUCUUUUUCUAAAGUUCUUUCGACUAUUUUUUUUAAUGGAAAAUCUAUGGAAAAUAGUUUUGAGUAACAUUUGAGUUCCACUUCCAAUAACUACAUUUAUAUGUGUAAAAACACAUUAUAUUGUAAACAUUGAGUGGUACCCUUUAUGUAAUAUUAAGGUUAGUACUUUGUCAAUAAAUUUGCAUAACUCAUCAAUAUCUCCCUUGCCCCAUUAGCAUCUCCCUCUUUCACUCUCACUCAACCCCCCUCCACCCCGCAUUCGCCGGAAUUCCUCUCUCUUACAACAACACCAUGCAACUUCCUUCAUCGGCCACCGUGGCCACGGUGGUUCUCUCCCUAACUCUCCUUCUGUGUGCCACUGGAGCACACAACAUCACACACAUUCUAGCAAAACAUCCACAAUUCUCCACCUUCAACCAUUACUUAACAACCACGCACCUCGCCGUGGAAAUUAACCGCAGGCAAACCAUCACUGUAUGUGUUGUCGAUGAUGCAGGAAUGUCGAAACUUCUCUCCAAACACCUUUCCAACUACGUUGUCAAAAACGUUCUCUCUUUUCAUGUCCUCCUCGAUUACUUCAGUGCGAAAAAGCUUCAUCAGAUUACUAAUGGCACUGCACUUGCUGCUACUAUCUUCCAAGCUACUGGUUCAGCUACAGGUUCUUCCGGUUUUGUCAACAUUACUGAUCUUAAAGGAGGUAAAGUCGGGUUCAGCCCCGCUGAUUAUGAAGGCCCUCCACCUGCCAAGUUUGUUAAAUCCAUUAAAGAGAUUCCAUACAAUAUCUCUGUUAUUCAGAUAAGUAUGAUUUUGCCUUCAGCUGAUGCAGAAGCUCCGAGUCCAGGACCGAUCCAGAUGAACCUCACGACUCUAAUGUCCGCUCAUGGAUGCAAAGUUUUCGCGGAGACUUUGUUGUCUUCUCCAGCUGAAAACACAUUCGAGGACAAUGUUGAAGGCGGAUUAACAAUAUUUUGCCCCGGAGAUGAUGCAAUGAAGAAGUUCUUACCUAAGUUUCAGAAUUUGUCUGCAGAAGGGAAACAGUCAUUGCUGGAGUAUCACGGAGUUCCUAUAUACCAAUCGAUUUCAAAUUUGAAAUCUAAUAACGGAGGUAUGAACACUUUAGCUACCGAUGGAAGUAAAAAAUACGCUCUAGUUAUUCAGAAUGAGGGUGAAGAUGUUACAGUAAAGACGACAAUUGUGACAGCGAAGAUCACAGGGACAUUGAUUGAUCAACUACCACUAGCGAUUUUCUCGCUUGAUAAAGUGUUAUUGCCUAAGGAAUUGUUCAAGGCUGCUCCUACUCCUACUCCUGCGCCUGCACCGGCACCGGCACCAGAGGCUGACAGUGAAUCUCCUAAGCAUUCACCUGCAUCUCCAGCAGAUUCACCGGCUGAUGGUCCAAGUGAUGAUGAUGCUGAUUCCGGCGCUGUAAAGUACAGCACAGGAACAUCACUUGUAGGUUUUUUAAGUGUAUGGUUGGCCUUCAAAUUAUUGAUGUAAGUUUUUACUUGUAUUUUAAUUUGUUCUCUUAGAUUUUUAUGUUAUUUUUCUUUGUUAAUUUUAGGGGCUUUUAAGUUUUAACGUGACAAAAAGUUGACCAAAUAUGCUCAUCAAAUUAAUGUUUGCAACUGUAUUAUUAGUCUAUUUCUAGACUUGCUGUCUGGCUUUGUGGUUGCCUUAUUUUCUAGAGAGUAGUUAAUUAUAUUAUUGAACAGCUACUCCCUCUAUCUCAAAUUAUUUAUCGUAAGAAUAUUAAUUUGAAGGAUUUUUUGGCCA
This is a messenger RNA of Capsicum annuum, 1787 nucleotides long. Its product is annotated as fasciclin-like arabinogalactan protein 1. The transcript has a single exon. The record is from RefSeq and is a predicted model, not a curated record. Gene Ontology annotation, cellular component: plasma membrane. The coding region runs from base 306 to 1511 and encodes 401 amino acids. Lineage: Eukaryota; Viridiplantae; Streptophyta; Magnoliopsida; Solanales; Solanaceae.